AUGAAGCUUACUGUGAAACAAAUGCAUGGCCUGUUGAAGCACCCAGAUUCUCCAUACAUUAGAGCGGUUGGAUUUCUGUACUUGAGAUAUGCUGCAGAUCCAAAAACUUUGUGGGGUUGGUUUGAACCAUAUGUCAAGGAUGAUGAGGAGUUCUCACCUGGAUCCAACGGUAGAAUGACAACAAUGGGGGUAUACGUCCGGGACCUACUUCUUGGACAGUAUUACUUUGAUACACUGUUCCCUCGUAUCCCUGUCCCUGUAAUGCGGUCCAUCACAGCAAACCUCGAAAAACUAAAACUCCCCACCAAACAUUGCGGGGUCACCGGCGAGUCAACGCGUGGGUCCGAUGACAUGGCGCGCCGACCGCCAUCUGUCAAAGCUGCACUUUCGGUUUCCUUCGGUCAGCGGGCCCCACAUCGCGCGUCCACACGCGAUUCCUCCCCUGUCCGCCGCACCCUCCCACCUCUCCCUUCGUACGACGAUUCUUCCCGCCGAUCCCCUGCCCGGCAUCGUUCCCAAAGCCGCGAUUUGCCUGACCGAGAUUAUUCUGACCGAGAAAGAGAAAGAGAAAGAGGGAGAGAUAGGGAUAGGGAUAGGGAAAGGGAGAGGGAGAGGGAUAGAUAUAGGGAGAGGGAAAGGGACAGGAGGCAUGAGUAUGAUCGAAGGUCCAGGGAGACUAGCAGAAGGGAUUACCACAGGGAAUCGAGUUCCCGGAGGAGUAGAAGCAGGAGUAGGAGUAGGAGCAGAAGUGAGAGUGUGAGUGUGAGUAUUCAUCAUGCGGGGAAGGCUCCGGUGAGUCCAAAUGGUAGGGAAGAAGUGAAGGAUAGGACAUCUGCAUCUAGUAAUUUGGCAAAGCUUAAAGAUAUGUAUGGUGAUUUGAGUAGUGACAAGGCUGAUGUGGGGAAUGGUAGGGUUUCUGCUAGGGAUAGUGGUGCUGAAGAGGUUAUUCGUCUGGGUGGUUCUUCAUGGAGAGAUGGAGCAUUUGAGAUAGGAGACAGUAUCCAGAAACAAUGUGCGACAAUCCUCGAGAGCACGGAUCUCGAGAACAAUGAGAUGAGGGAGAUUUUGACGAAUGUUGGUGACAUUGAAGUCGGUGGAACGUAUGUCAGAGAUAGUCUUGUUGGAGAUAAUGAAGAGCUUGGUGAGCAUAUGUGGUUUUUAGAGUAUGAUGAAGCAGGAAGUGGUAGAGUUGAAGAUAACGAAGGUGAUGAAGGCGUCAAGGAUUGA
Messenger RNA from Lactuca virosa, 1227 nucleotides. NCBI's taxonomy places the organism in Eukaryota, Viridiplantae, Streptophyta, Magnoliopsida, Asterales, Asteraceae. The record is from the annotation of a GenBank genome assembly.